This is a messenger RNA of Enhydra lutris kenyoni (northern sea otter), 1212 nucleotides long. RefSeq names its product proteasome activator subunit 1. The transcript has 10 exons. The record is from RefSeq and is a predicted model, not a curated record. Gene Ontology annotation, molecular function: endopeptidase activator activity. Gene Ontology annotation, cellular component: proteasome activator complex; cytoplasm; nucleoplasm. Bases 136 to 888 code for a protein of 250 amino acids. Gene Ontology annotation, biological process: regulation of G1/S transition of mitotic cell cycle; positive regulation of endopeptidase activity; regulation of proteasomal protein catabolic process. NCBI's taxonomy places the organism in Eukaryota, Metazoa, Chordata, Mammalia, Carnivora, Mustelidae.
GCUGGCCCCGCCCCCUCCAGUACCUCCGUUCCCCGGCUACCCAGGAAGGCCGUGCGGGUGGUGAGAGCUGCUUUCGCUUUCCCUUCCCUGUGCACCCUCCGCUUCUCGUGCGGCGCUAGCCCCCCCGCCCCGGCCAUGGCCAUGCUCAGGGUCCAGCCUGAAGCCCAAGCCAAGGUGGACGUGUUCCGUGAAGACCUGUGUAUCAAGACAGAGAACCUGCUGGGGAGCUACUUCCCUAAGAAGAUUUCUGAGUUGGAUGCAUUUUUAAAGGAGCCGGCUCUCAACGAAGCCAAUCUGAGCAAUUUGAAGGCCCCGUUGGACAUCCCAGUGCCUGAUCCAGUUAAGGAGAAGGAGAAAGAGGAACGGAAGAAACAGCAGGAGAAGGAAGACAAAGAUGAAAAGAAGAAAGGGGAAGAUGAAGACAAAGGUCCUCCCUGUGGCCCAGUGAACUGCAAUGAGAAGAUCGUGGUUCUCCUUCAGCGUCUAAAGCCUGAGAUCAAGGAUGUCAUUGAGCAGCUCAACCUGGUCACCACCUGGUUACAGCUGCAGAUACCUCGGAUUGAAGAUGGGAACAAUUUUGGAGUGGCUGUCCAGGAGAAGGUGUUUGAGCUGAUGACCUCCCUUCACACCAAGCUGGAAGGCUUCCACACUCAAAUCUCCAAGUAUUUCUCAGAGCGGGGUGAUGCCGUGACCAAAGCAGCCAAGCAGCCCCAUGUGGGUGAUUAUCGGCAGCUGGUGCAUGAGCUCGAUGAGGCAGAGUACCGGGAUAUCCGGCUGAUGGUCAUGGAGAUCCGCAACGCUUAUGUGAGGAAGCGAGGGUUGGGGGGCAGAGUAGCAGAGGCAGCUUUCCCAGGCCACCUACUCCCUGACCCUGCAGGCUGGGGGUGAAGGGUCACAGACCUUAGCCUCUCCAUAAGGUUAGAAAUGGGGCACAGGAGCCAUUGGGGUCCUGUGGCUGACCCCUACUCUUCUCUGGCCCUGUAGGCUGUGUUGUAUGACAUCAUCUUGAAGAACUUCGAGAAGCUUAAGAAGCCCAGGGGAGAAACAAAAGGAAUGAUCUAUUAGAGAGCCUCCCCUCAUUCUGUAAUGGGUCUGGCAGAGACCUUCCUAUCUUUUACAGAGGACUCCAGACUUUCCCCAACUUCAGCAUGUUGAGGUUUGUCCCCCUCUUGCCUCCCAGGCACAAUAAAUAGUCAUACCAUUGUCCUUUCA